This is a messenger RNA of Dioscorea cayenensis subsp. rotundata (Guinea yam), 986 nucleotides long. RefSeq names its product transcription factor MYB52-like. Gene Ontology annotation, biological process: regulation of DNA-templated transcription. Gene Ontology annotation, molecular function: RNA polymerase II cis-regulatory region sequence-specific DNA binding; DNA-binding transcription factor activity, RNA polymerase II-specific. Lineage: Eukaryota; Viridiplantae; Streptophyta; Magnoliopsida; Dioscoreales; Dioscoreaceae. Gene Ontology annotation, cellular component: nucleus. The record is from RefSeq and is a predicted model, not a curated record.
AUGUCUUAUAUAAAUCCUAAAUAAGGUUGAAGGAAAACACAUCAAGAAACAACUUCUAUAUAUAUAUAUAUAUAUAUAUCUUUCUUGAUUCUAUCUCUCCUUGAUCAUUGUGAGGAUAAAGAGAUGAGCACAAGAGGUCAUUGGACACCGACCGAAGACGAGAAGCUCAUGGAACUCGUUGCCUGUUUUGGCCCUCAUAACUGGAAUUCCAUUGCUGACAAGCUUCAAGGAAGAUCAGGAAAGAGUUGUCGGUUGAGAUGGUUCAAUCAGUUGGAUCCAAGAAUCAAGAAAAGUCCUUUCACUGAGGAAGAAGAAGAACGGCUUCUUACUUCACAUCGAAUUCAUGGAAACAGAUGGGCGGCGAUUGCUCGCCAUUUCCCCGGCAGGACUGAUAAUGCAGUGAAGAAUCAAUGGCAUGUUAUCAUGGCAAGAAGGUAUAGGGAGCGUUCUAGAGUUUGCUCUAGAGGAGAAGCACAAAGACAAGAGAUCAUUAAGAAGAGAAAUUUAGAUGCAAAAAAUAUCGCUUCAUUUCUAGACAAGUAUUGCAGAAGUGUUCAAAAUUAUCCAAUGAUCAAUGAAUCCAAUAUGAGACAAAAUAGAGAUAGUUCCAUUGAGUUCUAUGAUUUUCUUCAAGUGAACAAUGAUCUAGAGAAUGCUAAACAAGGUUUAGAAAGAGUGGAAGAACAAAAAGAAGAAGUGAAGGAGAAUGAGAGUAAGAGUUGUGUUCCAUUUAUAGAUUUUUUCUCUGUUGGAAGUUCUUAACUACAUUUUGUGUGUGUGUGUGUGUGAGUGUAAAUAUAGAUAGUUACAUAAUAAAAGAGUAUUAGUGAAGAUGAACUCUAAUCAAUUUGUGAAGCUAACUGUGAAUAUAUAUAUGUAUGACUUGAUGUCAUUUAGGAUAUGAUCAUGCUAUGAAUUACUUAAAUAGUGAUGUAAAUUGGAACAUCAAAACCUUUAUAUUAGUUGAGAAUGAGUGUGUUUUGUUU